UUGAUACCUAAUACUAGUUAUACUAUUGGAGUGAGAGCAUAUACUAGUAUUGGACCAGGAGAAUGGAUUGAUAAAAUUGUAUCAACUAAUGUCAUAGAUAUAGCAAAAAUUAGUAAUUUCACUGUCAUACAUCUCAACUCAACUGCUGUACAAAUGAAUUGGCUACCCAUUCCAGGGGCCAGUUACUACACUGUCUAUUACAGCAGUGGGUGUAAUGUUGAUUCAAUCAAUGUUAGCAAUGAAACAAAUCAAAGUAUCAUAUUAGGGCUGUGCUCAUGCCUCAGCUUCUCACUCGAGAUGUCAGUGAGUAUAGAAAUAAAUGGAAUUUAUUACAAAGGACCUAGAACUGCACCAACAGUUACAGAGCUACCAACAGUGGACCUGUCUUCCUAUUCUUACACAGAAGCAAUAAGUACUUCAUCUCCUACCUCUGCAUCAAGCGAUGAAUGCAUGAACACAUCAACUUUAUACAUAUCUCUACCAAUACUGGGUAUCUCUUUAUUUGUCAACAUGAUAUUGGUAUGUGUGGUGAUUGGGAUGUGCUGUAAGAAGAAGAUAGUUUAUAGUGUCAAGUAAGAG
This is a messenger RNA of Amphimedon queenslandica, 579 nucleotides long. RefSeq lists its product as uncharacterized. Lineage: Eukaryota; Metazoa; Porifera; Demospongiae; Haplosclerida; Niphatidae. The transcript is spliced from 4 exons. The record is from RefSeq and is a predicted model, not a curated record. The coding region runs from base 154 to 576 and encodes 140 amino acids.